Lucilia cuprina (Australian sheep blowfly) is the source of this 1442-nucleotide messenger RNA. It is a transcript of the gene yip2, whose product is annotated as 3-ketoacyl-CoA thiolase, mitochondrial. Gene Ontology annotation, biological process: fatty acid beta-oxidation. Lineage: Eukaryota; Metazoa; Arthropoda; Insecta; Diptera; Calliphoridae. The record is from RefSeq and is a predicted model, not a curated record. Gene Ontology annotation, molecular function: acetyl-CoA C-acetyltransferase activity. Bases 138 to 1334 code for a protein of 398 amino acids. The transcript is spliced from 5 exons.
CAACCAACUCAACAAGAAAUUUACGAAAUAACAGACGUUAUUUGCUAGUCAUAGGAUUUGGACGGCAAAUAAUUUAUAAACGAAUUAAAUAAACUUAAUACAUACUUUGCAAAUAUUAAAAAAGAAAGUGUAAAAAUAUGUCUGCCGUUACAAAAGGAGUUUACAUUGUUGCUGCUAAGCGCACAGCUUUUGGCACUUUUGGAGGUGCUUUAAAGAACAUCAAUCAAACCCAAUUGCAGACCACAGCUGCCAAGGCCGCACUUGCUUCUUCUGGCUUAAGUCCUGAACAAGUUGACACUGUGGUUGUUGGACACAUUAUGACAUCAUCGUCUACCGAUGGUACCUACUUGCCACGUCACGUCUCCCUUGGCUGUGGUGUACCAAUCGAAAAACCUGCUCUUGGUGUUAACCGUCUCUGUGGUUCCGGUUUCCAAUCAAUUGUCAACGGUGCCCAAGAUAUCAUUAUGGGUAGCGCCAAGGUUUCCCUAACUGGCGGUGUUGAGAAUAUGUCUCAAAGUCCAUUCAUUGCUCGCAAUAUGCGUUUUGGCACAUCUUUAGGCACUAACUAUCAGCUGGAAGAUGCAUUGUGGGCUGGUCUUACUGAUACCUACUGCAAAUUACCCAUGGCAUUAACUGCUGAAAAUUUGGCUGAUCAAUAUAAAAUUUCCCGCGAACGUGUUGAUGAAUUCUCUUUGCGCUCACAAAAGAACUGGGAGAAGGCUCAAAAUGAGGGUGUCUUUAAUACAGAAAUUACACCAAUUAAAUUGAAGGUUAAGGGCAAAGAAGUCGAUUUUGUUGUUGAUGAACAUCCUAGACCAAAGACCACACUCGAAGGUUUGGCUAAAUUACCAUCUUUGUUCAAGAAGAAUGGUGUUGUAACUGCUGGUACUGCUUCGGGUAUCUGUGAUGGUGCUUCUGCUGUUGUUAUUGCUUCAGAGGCCGCUCUUAAAGAAUACAAUUUGAAACCUUUGGCCCGUUUAGUAGCCUACUCUUAUGUUGGUUGCCCACCAGAAAUUAUGGGUAUCGGUCCAGUUUCUGCCAUACAAAAUGUUUUGAAAGUUAGCGGUCUUAAAAUGGAUGACAUCGAUUUGUUUGAAAUUAACGAAGCUUUUGCUUCCCAAACUCUUGCCUGUGCCGAUGCUCUUGGUUUGGACAUGAAUAAAUUGAAUGUUAAUGGCGGUGCCAUUGCUUUGGGCCAUCCUUUGGGUGCCAGUGGUAAUCGUAUUAUGGGUCACUUAACCCAUGAGUUGCAACGCAAGAAUCUUAAGUACGCCAUCGGUUCAGCUUGUAUUGGUGGUGGUCAAGGUAUCGCCCUAUUGAUUGAAUCCUGUUAAAAUUUAAUUUAAGAAAUUUGUUGAAAUUAUUGUGUUUUUAAAAUGCAUUUAUUAAACCUUAAAGUUCUAAACAAAAACAAAAUAAAUCCAUUAGUAUAAGUUUAUUUA